Molecule: messenger RNA, 7009 nt
Organism: Polyodon spathula (Mississippi paddlefish)
Lineage: Eukaryota; Metazoa; Chordata; Actinopteri; Acipenseriformes; Polyodontidae
Gene: rapgef2b
Product: Rap guanine nucleotide exchange factor 2b
Exons: 30
Coding region: 523-5442 (1639 amino acids)
Biological process (GO): positive regulation of ERK1 and ERK2 cascade; small GTPase-mediated signal transduction
Molecular function (GO): protein binding; guanyl-nucleotide exchange factor activity
Source: RefSeq, a predicted model, not a curated record
UGGUGGCACAAAGCAGAAAGCUAUGGAGGUUCACUCUUCUUAUUAAGUGAACUGAAAACACCCAUUUAACAUAUUUUGGGAUUUUAACAACGUAAACAUAAAGAUCAAUGAUUUUUAUCAAUUUUAUUGUAACCAGUAUUUUUUUUUUAUUUAUUUAGAGGUAAUGCUGGCGACUGUAGACUAGCUUUCUCGGGUUAAAACACUUAAAAAAACAUUAAGAUGCGUUUUAAUUUGUUUUUUUAAGUGAUCACAGAACCACUUUUCCCGAUUUCCAAACAGAAUUGAAGGAACACUCUACAGCGAACAAGUCAGAAGGAAACGUCUCCUGGUAGAUCCCGAGUUUAUCCUCUGGGAUUGGGAUCGUAACAGAAAAGAAACCCCGUGGCUCUCACUGUGGCCUGGGAAGAGAUAAUUUUGUUGUGAAUUAAAAAAAAAAAGAUUGGAAAAUAGGACUGGAUAGGUGCUGUCUGAAUUGAACAACUACAAGACCCGGUUUCAUCCAAUAUUUGUAUAUUCUUUACGAUGAGAAUGGCUUCUUACGUGGACAACAGUUUCCGACAGGCGGUGAUGAAAAACCCGGCCGAAAGGACGCAACAGGAUUUGGAAAUAGUGUAUUCGUACCUACAUGGAAUGGAAGCCUUGUCUAACCUUCGAGAACAUCAGCUAAGGUUAAUGUGUGAAACCGUAAGAUAUGAAAGACAUGAAGCAAAUGAAGUGCUAUACUACCCUGAUGACAUUGGUACCUGUUGGUAUAUCCUGCUGUCUGGUUCAGUAUUCAUCAAAGAAUCCAUGUUUUUGCCAAGAAGCAGUUUUGGCAAGCGCUCUGCAGGAAGCCUUAGACGUGGCUGUGAAUGCAUUGUGUUGGAGCCUUCUGAAAUGAUUGUGGUGGACUAUAUGGAUGAAAAUGAGGAGUAUUUUCAGCGGCAAGCAUCUCACAGGCAAUCUCGAAGGAGAUUUCGGAAAAUUAACCAGAAAGGAGAGAGACAAACAAUUAUUGACACAGUGGAUCCGUACCCUGUUGGGAAGCCUCCAUUACCUAGAGGAUACCACACGGAAUGCACUAAACCUCAGCUUCCUGCCGAUUUCACCAAGCUCCACCUCACUGACAGCCUCCAUCCGCAGGUGACCCACGUGUCCUCCAGUCAUUCAGGAUGUAGCAUUACAAGUGACUCUGGGAGUAGCAGUCUGUCAGAUAUUUACCAGGCCACAGAGAGUGAGGCCGGGGAGAUGGAUCUGAGUGGGCUGCCUGAGACAGCAGUGGACUCGGAGGAGGAUGACGAUGAGGAGGAUAUUGAACGUGCUUCAGACCCUCUGAUGAGUCGGGAUAUUGUCCGUGACUGCCUUGAGAAGGACCCCAUGGAUAGGACAGACGAUGACAUUGAACAAUUACUAGAAUUCAUGCAUCAGCUGCCUGCAUUUGCCAAUAUGACAAUGUCCGUGCGGAGAGAGCUGUGUGCGGUGAUGGUGUUUGCGGUGGUAGAGCGAGCCGGAACAAUAGUGCUCAAUGACGGGGAAGAGCUGGACUCCUGGUCAGUGAUUUUGAACGGGUCUGUGGAAGUGACGUACCACGAUGGGCGUACUGAAAUCCUGUGUAUGGGGAACAGCUUUGGGGUUUCCCCUACAAUGGAGAAAGAGUACAUGAAGGGAGUAAUGAGAACCAAAGUGGAUGAUUGCCAGUUUGUUUGCAUAGCCCAGCAGGAAUACUGCUGCAUCCUCAAUCAGGUAGAGAAGAACAUGCAGAAGGUAGAAGAGGAGGGAGAGAUUGUGAUGGUGAAGGAGCACAGGGAGCUUGAUCGCACUGGGACCAGGAAAGGACACAUUGUCAUCAAGGGGACAACAGAAAGGCUGACGAUGCAUCUGGUUGAGGAGCACUCUGUGGUAGAUCCCACGUUCAUCGAAGACUUUCUCCUGACAUACAGGACCUUCCUUUCCAGCCCAAUGAUAGUAGGCAAGAAACUGCUGGAGUGGUUUAAUGACCCAUGCCUCAGGGACAAGGUUACACGGGUAGUGUUGCUGUGGGUAAACAAUCACUUCAAUGACUUUGAAGGAGAUCCAGCCAUGACUCACUUUCUUGAAGAAUUUGAAAACAAUUUAGAAAGAGAGAAAAUGUGUGGGCAUCUAAGACUGUUAAAUAUUGCCUGUGCUGCUAAAGCCAAACGAAGACUAGUAACACUAACAAAACCUUCCAGGGAGGCCCUUUUGCCCUUCACCCUUUUGGGAGGGUCAGAGAAAGGGUUUGGAAUCUUCAUAGAUAGUGUAGAAACUGAGAGCAAAGCUGCUGAAGCUGGACUAAAACGUGGUGACCAGAUAUUGGAGGUUAAUGGACAAAACUUUGAGAAUGUUCAGAUUUCCAAAGCCACUGAAAUUUUGAAGAACAACACUCACCUGUCUAUCACAGUGAAAACAAACUUAUUUGUAUUUAAAGAACUUUUAGCAAGGCCAGCUGAGGAAAAGAAGAAUGGUGCUCCCCAUCUACCCAAGAUCGGUGAUAUUAAGAAAGCAAGUCGCUACUCAAUCCCAGACCUGGCUGUGGACGUUGAGCAGGUGAUCGGCUUUGACAAAGCCAAUAAGAAGGCUAAGGCCAACACUGUAGGAGGAAGGAACAAGCUAAAGAAAAUACUUGACAAGACUCGCAUCAGCAUUCUACCCCAGAAACCAUACAGUGACAUUGGCCUUGGCCACUCUCAGGAUGACAGCAUCGUGGGGCUGAGGCAGUCAAAGCAUAUCCCCCCUGCAUUGCCUGUGAGCGGGACCUUAUCUUCUAGCAACCCUGAUCUGUUACAGUCUCACCAGCGCAUUCUGGAUUUCAGCAAUCCUCCAGAUUUACCAGACCAGGUCUUGCGGGUUUUCAAGGCAGACCAGCAGAGCCGCUAUAUCAUGAUCAGCAAAGACACAACUGCCAAGGAAGUCGUGGUCCAGGCUAUCCGGGAGUUUGCAUUGACCGCAGCCUCUGAGGCCUACUCUCUGUGUGAAGUCUCGGUCACCCCAGAAGGUGUCAUCAAGCAAAGGCGGCUUCCCGAUCAGCUCUCUAAACUGGCAGACAGAAUACAGCUCAGUGGAAGGUAUUACCUGAAGAACAACAUGGAAACAGAGACGCUGUGCUCAGACGAGGAUGCCCAGGACCUGCUGCGGGAGAGCCACAUUUCGGUGCUGCAGCUAAGCACAGUGGAAGUGGCCACACAGCUCUCCAUGAGGAACUUUGAGCUGUUCCGCAACAUUGAGCCCACCGAGUACAUUGAUGACCUCUUCAAGCUCAAGUCCAAGACAGGCUCUGCCAACCUGAAGAACUUCGAGGAGGUCAUCAACCAGGAAACGUUCUGGGUGGCCACAGAGAUCGUGAGAGAGCAAAACCAACUGAAGAGGAUGAAGAUCAUUAAACACUUCAUCAAGAUCGCCCUGCAUUGCAGAGAGUGCAAGAACUUCAACUCCAUGUUUGCAAUCAUCAGUGGAUUAAACUUGGCCCCAGUAUCAAGGUUGCGUGGUACCUGGGAAAAGCUUCCUAGCAAAUAUGAGAAGCUGUUUCAAGACCUGCAGGAUCUCUUUGACCCCUCCAGAAACAUGGCAAAAUAUCGCAAUGUCCUCAACAGCCAGAAUCUGCAGCCUCCCAUUAUUCCUCUCUUUCCUGUAAUAAAGAAGGAUCUCACAUUUCUGCAUGAAGGCAAUGACUCCAAAGUGGAUGGUUUGGUGAAUUUUGAGAAGCUAAGAAUGAUAGCAAAAGAGAUACGUCAUGUUGGCCGGAUGGCUUCUGUUAACAUGGAUCCUGCCCUGAUGUUCAGGACGAGGAAGAAGAAAUGGAGGAGUCUUGGAUCUCUCAGCCAGGGAACCACCAACUCUGCAGUGUUGGAUGUUGUCCAGACCGGAGGACAUAAGAAGCGCGUGCGUCGAAGCUCUUUCCUCAAUGCCAAGAAGCUGUACGAGGAUGCCCAGAUGGCCCGCAAGGUCAAGCAAUACCUGUCAAACCUGACCCUGGAUACCAAUGAAGAAAACCUUCAGACCAUCUCCUUGCAGUGUGAGCCUUCCACCAAUACAUUGCCUAAGAGUGGAGACAAAAAGGGCGGGAAGCCAGACACAUCUCCUGUUGUUCCUAGAGCGGCAAGUCAGCAGAAACAGCAGCAGCAGCAGAAGGGAAAUCAGGCACUUCAGGUCCCUGCUGUUUCACUCUAUCCCUCUCGCAAGAAAGUACCGGUCAAGGAUCUACCACCAUUUGGUACCAGUUCACCUCAAGCCUUGAAGAAAAUCCUGGCCUUGUCAGAAGAAGCAGGUGACCGACAUAAAAAGCAACCAGAGGACACCAUAUCAAAUGCUGCUUCACACCUGCCUUCCCCUCCCACAUCCCCUCAAAGCUCACCUAGGAAGGGUUAUACGUUGGCUCCAAGUGGAACUGUGGACAAUUUUUCAGAUUCAGGUCACAGUGAAAUUUCAUCCCGUUCCAGUAUUGUUAGUAACUCCUCCUUUGACUUAAUGCCGGGUCUCAUGCAUGACGAUAAGAGACAGAGGCACUCUGUCAGUGUUGUGGAUUCCAGCCUGGGUGUGGGAAGGAUGGAAAGAAGAGCCACGAUAGAUCCUGAUCAAUACAGCCUUGGUUCAUACGCGUUGAUGCGAGAGGGACGGAAUCUGUAUCCUGGGGCUACAGUCCUCUCUUCCCCGAGUUCAGAAGAACUUACCCAGGACCAGGGGGACCGAGCCUCGCUUGAUGCAGCAGACAGCGGUCGAGGAAGCUGGACUUCAUGUUCAAGUGGAUCACAUGACAAUAUACAAACCAUACAACACCAGAGGAGCUGGGAAACGCUGACUUUUGCGCAUCCUCAUUUUGACAACUCGGCAGAAGGGGCUGGACUUUGGGCUUCAGGCUGUCAAAUAGACCAGAUGAUGUACUCAGACUCCAGCUCUAAGCUGAGCCGAAACAGCCAGGAUCACGGACAAGGCAGAGGGAGCUGGGCAUCCUCCACCGGCUACUGGGGGGAAGACUCUGAGGGGGACACCGGAACAAUAAAGAGGAGGGGUGGGAAAGAUGUUAACGCUGAUGCUGAAACAAGCAGUAUCAUGUCUAAUACUUCUGAAGACACAAAACAACAUAGUAGACCUUCUCAUAUAACUGCACCAUCUGGCACUGCAAAAAGUCUUAUUGCACGAAAGGAAGGCAGGUAUCGUGAACCUCCACCGACUCCACCAGGCUAUACUGCCUUGACAGUUUCAGACUUUCCAGAGGGCCAGGCACACCCAGGAAGGAAGCCCCCCGAUUACAACGUAGCACUACAGCGGUCACGGAUGGUGACACGCUCCUGCGACCCCCAACAGACACACAGUCACCCAGGAACCAGGCCAGUGAGCCGACCGCAAUGGCACAAACCAAACGAAGUAGACCCACGACUAUCUCGCUUCCAGUCCCAAGGGUUCUCGGCUGAGGAGGAGGAUGAAGAUGAACAGGUGUCUGCAGUCUGACAAGCCCCCUCCUGGAUAUUGUUUCCAGUGAUGCCAUCCAGUAGGAGAGCACAACAGGCACUGGAGCCCCGGACCUCCUUUAUUAGUUUGGUGGAUGUCACUCGCCUCCUUUCCUGCCUUAAAGCAGCAUGGGGCAUUGUGUACCCCGCAUGUAAAAUACUGUGAAGAAAAACGCCUUGGCACUUUGGAAACUGUGUCGCUUGAAAAUGCACAGCGCAGCGCAGAAAACAAGCUACCCCUAUCACUGUCCGCAACAAGGACCAUUCCAAGAUCCUCCUCCCUGUUUACAGUUCAUCCAGAUUUGUCACGCUUUGGCUGCACUUUUUUCAAACAUUAAUGCCUAUAAUGGUUUUACAGCUUCCUCUUAGAUUUUUGACUAGAAUUGUGGCACCCUAAAUCAAGACAAGCUAAGGUCACACUAUUGGCACAACUCUGCAAACAAGGACACAGUGAUUAUCAUUCUGAUUUUACCUAGUUUUUAUGUUGCAGUUUUAUAUGUUGUACUUAGAGAACAAAUGUGUUUGUCUCCAUAAUAACAGUAUUAUUUUAGACAUUUUAAGAUUUUUUUUUUUUUUUUUAAACAUAAAUAAUAAACUGGAUGACAUUGCAAUGAAAGGCAGCUUCUGAUCUUGCAUCAAAGCUAGCUAAAAUGUACAUUUUUAAUUUCUGUGUACCAUGUCAGAUUAAGGAGCAAACAAGUCUUUUCUUAGGACAGAUUCAUUACUGUGUAACAGUCUUUGCAAUGCAGAACCUGCAGAAUUAAACUAAACGGAUAGUUGCUACAGUAGACUAAGCUGCAUGUCUAAUAAAGGCUGGCAUAAAACAACCUGCUCUCUGCUGCUAUUUAACCCCUGUUUUUUUAAUGACUGAAGUACAACAGCAUUUGUAUUGUGUUGUCGUUGCACAGACUCCGGUAAAACUGAAGGCUACCAAUUUAGGUAGUACUCAAAUGUGAGGAACUGCUAGUCUUGUUGUUUUGUUAUUAUGAUUAUUAUUGUUGUUAUUGUUAUUAUUCAUUAAUCUCGGCUGAUCAUAUUGAUCAGUAGGUGAAGUUAUAGAUUAAACUAAAAAAGAGAUUGCAGUGUUUUUUCACUGUAUUGUAUAACAUCAGUGCUUUAUUUAAUAUUUUGCUCCCCUAAGAUCAUGUAUUUUUUUUUUUUCACUUUGCUGAUAUAUCAAAUUGUUAAUUAUGCAUUUGUAAUUUAACAGUAAUAUGCAUUAAUCAGUUUCAUUAUAUGGUCGAUGGAGACUGUGUGCAUAUAGGCAGACAGAAUUCUAGUUCUAAUACAAGUUGCACAAAAAUGUAUAAGCAUUAGGUAAUUGUAGUACAUAGAACUGCUAAUCUCAGUUCGUUCUGUGAUGUCAAGUGCAAAAUGUACAUUUAACUGGUGAUUUCCUCAUACUUUUGAUACUACUUGUACCUGUAUGUCUUUUAGAAAGACAAUUGGUGGAGUCUGUAUCCCUUUUUUUUGUAUUUUUAAUACAAUAAUUGUAAAUAUUGGUUAUAUUUUUGUUGAAAAUGGUAGAAAUGUACUAUGUUUAUGCCUCAACAUCCAGUUUAUAUAAA